Messenger RNA from Xenopus laevis (African clawed frog), 1455 nucleotides. RefSeq names its product lamina-associated polypeptide 2-like. The record is from RefSeq and is a predicted model, not a curated record. Lineage: Eukaryota; Metazoa; Chordata; Amphibia; Anura; Pipidae. The coding region runs from base 70 to 1395 and encodes 441 amino acids. The transcript is spliced from 3 exons.
GGCUGGAUGUGAUAGUACACUUCGCCGGAAGUUGGAGAGCGUUGGUUCACUCGGCUACAGACUGUUACUAUGGAUCAGCCUGGCUCUGGAAAAGGAUCUCAGCCCAAAGGUCCUAGCCUACAUAUGUCAACUGAAUUGCAGAAAGGGGAGCCUACUCUCUCAAAGAAAGCGGCUUCAGCUACGGACCCAGUAGCGUCUGCAGACCCUCAGCCUUCAGGAGCCCCACAAUUGGAUGCUCUGGUCUCCAUCAUCAAGCAAGCUGUAGUACAAGGCAUGCAAGAGGCUACUGCUUCUACCUCUGGGGUACAGAGGAAAGCUAAGAGGGUCAGAGAUUUGCCAUAUGAGUCUCUAUCGGAUGUGUCAGAUGAAGAAUUGUAUUCUCCAGGGGACGCACAUUCAGAACUCUCAGAGGAGGGAGAAGUGUUUUCUGAGGAAGAGAUUGCAUUUGAUCCUACAGCGAUAGAGAAUCUGGUAAAGGCAGUAAGGAAGACGCUAUGUCUUUCGGAAGAGCUACCUAAGUCUAGUUCAGCAGAUAAAUUCUUCCCAUCGGUCAGGAAAAGACAGGUGACUUUCCCGGUGCAUGAUUCAAUUAAGGAAAUCAUCAGCUCUGAAUGGAAGAGAACAGAGAAAAAGUUUGUUAUCCAGGGGAAGUUUGCAAAAAAGUAUCCGGUGGAGGAGUCUUUCUCUAAAUUGUGGGACAAUCCGCCUAAAGUCGACGCUGCGGUGGUAAGGUUGGCAAGAAAGACGACGCUGCCAGUGGAUGAUGCAGCAGCUUUCCGUGAUCCAAUGGAGAAACGGAUCGAAACCAACCUCAAGAAGACGUUUAUAGCGGCAGGAGCAACUUGUAGACCGGCAGUAGCUAUGACCUCCACAUCAAGAGCUAUGAAGGUGUGGUUGAAUAACCUGGAAGAUGCCAUUUCUUCUAAUGUCAAAAGGUCUGGGUUACGUGAAAUGUUGUCUGAAUUGAAACUAGCGGUGGAUUUCAUGACAGAUACCUCUCUAGAUCUGGUACAUCUAGCUUCAAGAACUAUGGCACUUUCGGUGUCCUCAAGAAGGGCUUUGUGGUUGAAGCCAUGGCUGGCGGAUUCAGCCUCUAAGGGGAAUUUAUGUCAGUUGCCGUUUGAGGGAGAGAUGCUCUUCGGUGAGAAACUCGAUUCCAUCAUUAAGAAAGCUUCCGGGGGCAAGAGUGUAUUUUUGCCGCAGGAGAAGAGAUUCAGGCGUCAAGGGGGGAGGCCUAGUUCCCCCAUUAACAGGUCCUUUCGGGGUUCAAGACAGCCUAGAUAUGGAAGGACUGCCGGAAGACAGACGAAUUGGAAGCCCACAAGGGGGGAAAGUAGGCCUCCCAAUAGGAGAAGUUCUACUUUCAGCUCAAGCCAUACGGAGAAGAAGCAAUGAGAUCAGGCCGGCUCAGACCAGCAGAGUGGGGGCACGUCUAACAUCCGUUUAUGCUGUCUG